Messenger RNA from Trichoplusia ni (cabbage looper), 4363 nucleotides. RefSeq names its product spondin-1-like. Gene Ontology annotation, molecular function: serine-type endopeptidase inhibitor activity. The transcript has 16 exons. Gene Ontology annotation, cellular component: extracellular matrix. Bases 605 to 3259 code for a protein of 884 amino acids. Gene Ontology annotation, biological process: cell adhesion. The record is from RefSeq and is a predicted model, not a curated record. Lineage: Eukaryota; Metazoa; Arthropoda; Insecta; Lepidoptera; Noctuidae.
CCCAUCACGCCCCCCCCCUAACGCCGGCACUGAAAAUUACGUAUUUCUUUCUAAAGUUCUAGGGCGGAAUUUUACAUACUCAUAAACUAACGGAUACUUUUCAGGAGGUUUUAAACUCGUAAAAUAACAGAAUGUAGGUCAAGUUACAUGACGACAAAUAAUUAUUAAACAACCAUUAAAACAGUAAAAUCAUGAAAGCUUAAUACCUACGCUACAAAUUUCAGUUCCACACAAUACCAUGUAGAUGCAAGUACAAAAUACUAGAAUAUUCUGGAACACGCUAAUGGAAUCAUUUAGCGAGCUACGCCGCCACCCCACAUAGAACCUAUAUCAUGUACCUACAUUGUACGGAAUUGAUUAAUACCCUGCACUGGGACGCAACAAGAGAGCGCAUCCGCGGCGAUGGUACUCGCGUUGAAAAUCAAUUACAAGCAAUUAUUGGGUAAGCUAGCUCACCUACAGCGGACUGGGAAAUGUAGGAGCGAAAGGUCGUAUAUCCCUGUAUGUGUUCCGUCGAGGCCCCAGUCGGCUCUCGCAGGGCGGGAACACAGGGCGGCCGGCACGCGCGCUCCGCACCCUCACGCUUCACGAGCCCGCGAUCAAAAUGGAUUUGCUGUUCCUGUUACCGCUAGUGGUAUACGCUUCAGCGGCUAGUACGGUGCCGCCGUCGGCUUCGACGGAGUGUCCGCAGGCCCCAGCGCAGGCACCCCCCGCUGAUGAACAUUACCGUAUUUCUGUAGCUGGUGAACCUGAUUUGUUUCUGCCAGGGGAACUUUACACGGUCUCGCUUCAGGGAAUAGAUAGUGGGCAAGGACCUACGCCAUUCAUAGGGUUUUCCAUAUGGGUGGAGAUAAAAAGCGAGCAAUCGAAGACAGAUAAAGUUGAGACCCAGUCGACAGAGGCCACAAAACUGCCUCUAGGUACCUUCCAGGCUUACGAUGCUCAAGCAAAGAUACACGAAAUGUGUUCGCCAGCCGUCGACAACGCUACGGCUCACCCCAAGACUGAAGUACAGGUAAUAUGGAAUGCGCCGUCCAGCAUAAAAGAUGCUUGCAUACGGCUCUGUGCCCGAGUUGGUCCGACGCCGGCUGUGGGUGGCGGUGGUGGCGGAGGUUGGUCGAUGUUGGUGCGGGAACUAUGCUCUGCACCCGCCGCUCCUCCGAACUUUGCUAAACUUCCACCUAUUGUGGAACCCUGCUGUGCUUGCGAUGAAGCGAAAUAUGAAGUGACAUUCGAGUGCCUCUGGUCUCGCAACACCCAUCCGCGUGAGUUCCCACCGGAGAGUGCGCGAGCUCACUUCGGUGACGUCAUCGGGGCAUCCCAUACAGCGCAGUUUAGAGUAUGGCAGGAGGGUCGCGUCGCCAGCCCUGGCAUGAGGAGACUUGCCGACGACGGUACUACGGUGGCCUUAGAAAAAGAACUGAAGGCUGAGAGCGAUCACAUCAGGACAAUAAUUAAAGCUCGUGGAAUAUCAUGGCAGCAAGUCGGAGGGGCUGGUAUCCCGAACACGUUUGCUGUAUUCCGAGUAGAUGCGAAGCAUCACUUGAUAUCUCUGGCAGCGAAACUGGCGCCUUCUCCGGAUUGGAUAGUUGGGGUAUCGGCCCUAGAGCUAUGCAAUGCUAACUGUACUUGGAGCAGGUCGGCUACGAUACCUUUGUAUCCUUAUGACGCUGGGACUGACAGUGGCAUAAGCUACACUUCUCACCGCACUCCAACGAUGCCAGCGACGCCGGUGCGCGCCUUGCGGCCCGAUUGGCCGCGUGAUGCUCGCUCCCCUUUCUACAGCACUACAGGCGAUAUGCGGCCCUUCGCAAGACUGCGGCUUACCAGACUGCGUCUCUAUGAGAAGAGUUGUGAUCCUACCGAGGGCGAACCAGACCGCAUUCCUGAAUCAAACGCGGGUGGCAGCUUACCCUCAGGCAGUAGCAGCGGUUUAGGUGUGGGUGGAGCCUGCGCUACGCACGCGUGGGGUGCGUGGGGCCCGUGCAGCGUGUCGUGCGGCCCGGGCCGCGCCACGCGCCAGCGACACUACGUGUGGCCCACGAGGGCCUACGCCGAGGCCUGCCGCGUUGCGCUCACUGAUUACCGCAGAUGUCACGGACCGAGGAUGCAUUGCAGAGCCCCUUCAGAGUACGAACCUGACCCAGCGGAGUCCAGCGGUCCCUGUGCCGUGUCGAAUUGGUCUGAAUGGUCUCCUUGCGAGGGUUGUGGUGUCCGCGCCAGGACCCGCCACUAUGUUGUACCGCGCGCGUACAAGCGUUGCCAUAUCGGAUACCGAGCUCGGACUAUCAUGAGCCAGGCCAUGCCUUGUGAUAAGGGGCCCUGUGAGAAACCUCCCAGUAAAAUGAAUGUGACCAGCUUCGAUUGGUUCUACAUGAACCCUCCCCCGAGCGAGUGCUCGGUGACGGAGUGGGGCACGUGGAGCCCGUGCUCGGCGCGCUGCGGCCGCGGCCGGCGCCUGCGCGGCCGCUUCUACGUGCUGCACCCGCACCAGGGCGGGGCCAAAGCCCAGCAGGAGAUCGGCCGGCGACUGCUUAUUACUUGGAGUAGGAGAUUCGCUGAGCUGCAGUCUCUGGAGCACUCUACGGAUAACUUCACCGCCGUGAACCCUGUAGUGGAGAAGCAAGUGCACGACUACUUGGAGCGCUGCCAGUUCACACUGACGCAGCAGGAGGCGCUCUGCGACGGAGACGAUGUCAGCUGCUUGAAUAACACCACUCCGCUCGAAGUAUGCAAGCUACCGAUGUCAGUGGGCCAUUGCCGUGGCUACGAAGAGCGCUGGUUUUACGAGUGGGCCAAGCAUUCGUGCGAGCCCUUCGGUUUCAGCGGCUGCGGUGGCAACGGGAACAACUUUAGGACCAGGGACCAUUGCCUGCGCGCUUGCAGGACACUUAUCAACCACACCGAGGAAAAUGCGACCACAGUGACUACGGAGGUUACAGCACCGGCACCUGCAGCCACAGCGGCUAUUAAGAAAUUGAAGCCAACUCCGCCCCACGCGGACAACGAAGUCAUUCAAAACGACGACCCCCGACGAUAUGCAGAGGCGGUAAGCUGCGAGACUGGCCCGUGGUUGGGGUGGAGCGAGUGCGUCGGGGAUUGUAACUUCGCUGUCAAACUUAAUUACAGAUUAGUUGUGGGUACUGGAAAUGGUUGUCGACGGUUCAUGAAAAGCCGGCCUUGUCGGCCGACGAGUUGCCGAACGACAUCAACCAACUAUUCGGUUGAGCUCACCGAGUUAAACGAUGAUGAAGAUUAGACAUAAGAUGUUUAUCAGUAGCAAACAACUCCUUAAUAACCCCCUAUGUAACGCCCCGUAAUAUUAAUAAUGAUAAUAUACUUAUUAAAAUACUCUGUAACAUAAUUAUUUGAUGUAACGGUUUACUCGUGCGUAUUUUUCGGGAUCGCCCGACUAGUUACGGACCCAAUUCGAGUUCGCGAAGUCCGCGACUCGUUCCAGUUGGACUCGUUAAAUCAAAUAGUUAUGAUAUACAAUGUUCAAUGUUCUAUCCAUUAUGUCAGUAAAGCAUGUUAUCUGUAUUCAGUAGUACAAUAAACAUCUGUUGAAAAAUUGAGUUUUAUUUUCUUAUUGUUUGUUUGGAGAGAGAGAAUUAGAGAGAUUGAUUGUGAAAGUUAUUUUUAGCGUUUCCAUGAGAAAUGUACUGAAAGACCAGGGAUUUCGGGUCUUAUAUUUUUUACCUACAUAAAAAGAGAGUUCACGAUUGGAAUGAUGGGGUGAUGGGGUUCCUUAGCCAAAGGGUAAAAAUGGAACCCUAUAACUGAGGCAGCGUUGUCUGACCGUCCGUCAUAAGGAUAUAUCUCGUAUUUCUUUUGCCGCUUCUAAUAGGUCUUUAAGGACGUGCUCCUUAUCUGAAAGAAAUCUGAAUCUUUAAAACUAUCCAGUGAAUGUAAAACACAAGAAAUGUUAAUUAAUUUAUUUGUCUUCAAAUCAAUAGUCAACAAAACUUUGUACACAAACACUUACGAGCUAUUAUUAUUUGUUAACAUCAUUACUGUACGGUAACAAUAUAAUACACUAAAUUAAAAUUCUCUUAACUAGCUUUUCCUAUAUUAAUACUGUAAAGGAACAUCACAGUCGCUUUGUACGCCGCCUCUGAAACUAUAGGUAUCACCUAUAUGAAAAUUAUAAACUCUACAAACUAUCUAUCGAAACGAAUUAAUAUUCUUUCUAAAUUUAUAAAAACGUUACGUUAUUCUUUUCUUUAUCAACUCAGUGUUUAUUUGUAAAUCAAAAUAUACAUUCCAAAAAUAUGUUACUAAACAUAAAUAACAUUUGUAAGGCACUCUUGAAUUGAUUAAAGCAAACUUUAAUCUCUACGAACUUGGCUCCCUAUGAACUCUA